GCGGCAGUGGCGGUCCCACUGGCAGGCGGGCAAGAGGGGAGUCCGGGCGGCGUCCGGCGUGGGAGCCGGGGGACCACCAUGGUGAAGAAGCGGAAAGGCCGGGUGGUGAUCGACUCGGACACAGAAGACAGCGGCAGCGAUGAGAACUUGGAUCAGGAGCUCUUGUCCCUGGCAAAGCGGAAGCGUAGUGAUUCUGAGGAGAAGGAGCCCCCUGUGAGUCAGCCUGCAGCCUCUUCAGACUCUGAAACGUCUGACAGUGAUGAUGAGUGGACAUUUGGGAACAAUAAAAAUAAGAAGAAAGGAAAGGCAAGGAAAAUAGAGAAGAAAGGAACUAUGAAGAAACAGACCAACAAAACUGCUUCUUCAGGCAGUUCUGAUAAAGACAGCUCAGCUGAGAGCUCAGCCCCUGAGGAAGGUGAAGUGUCAGAUUCUGACAGCAACAGCUCCUCUUCCAGUUCAGAUUCAGACUCUUCGUCAGAAGAUGAAGAGUUCCAUGAUGGCUAUGGAGAAGACCUUAUGGGAGAUGAGGAAGACAGGGCCCGUCUAGAACAGAUGACAGAGAAGGAGAGAGAGCAAGAACUCUUCAAUCGUAUAGAGAAGAGAGAGGUGUUGAAAAGAAGAUUUGAGAUCAAGAAAAAACUAAAAACAGCCAAAAAGAAAGAAAAGAAAGAAAAAAAGAAAAAGCAAGAAGAAGAACAGGAAAAGAAAAAGCUGACACAGAUUCAAGAAUCUCAGGUAACAUCCCACAACAAGGAACGGCGUUCCAAGCGGGAUGAGAAACUAGAUAAGAAAUCUCAAGCCAUGGAGGAGCUAAAAGCAGAACGAGAAAAACGAAAGAACAGAACAGCUGAGCUCCUCGCCAAAAAACAGCCAUUAAAAACCAGUGAAGUAUACUCUGACGAUGAGGAAGAGGAAGAGGAUGACAAGUCCAGUGAAAAGUCAGACCGCUCAUCUCGAACAUCUUCAUCUGAUGAGGAAGAAGAGAAAGAAGAGAUUCCUCCAAAGUCACAACCUGUCUCCCUACCUGACGAAUUGAAUCGGGUUCGAUUAUCACGGCAUAAAUUGGAACGCUGGUGUCACAUGCCCUUCUUUGCUAAAACUGUCACAGGAUGUUUUGUGCGGAUUGGCAUUGGAAACCACAAUAGCAAGCCAGUUUACCGGGUUGCUGAGAUAACGGGUGUUGUAGAAACUGCCAAAGUUUACCAGCUGGGAGGCACCAGGACAAACAAAGGGCUACAGCUACGGCAUGGCAAUGACCAACGAGUGUUCCGCCUAGAAUUUGUCUCAAACCAAGAAUUCACUGAAAGCGAAUUCAUGAAGUGGAAAGAAGCUAUGUUCUCUGCUGGCAUGCAGCUGCCUACCCUAGAUGAAAUCAAUAAGAAAGAAUUAUCUAUUAAAGAAGCUCUUAAUUAUAAAUUCAAUGACCAGGAUAUUGAAGAGAUUGUAAAAGAGAAAGAAAGGUUCAGAAAAGCUCCACCCAACUAUGCUAUGAAGAAGACUCAGCUGCUAAAGGAAAAGGCCAUGGCCGAGGACCAGGGAGAUCAAGACAAGGCCAAGCAAAUCCAAGACCAGCUGAAUGAGCUGGAGGAGCGGGCAGAGGCAUUGGACCGCCAGCGGACCAAGAACAUAUCUGCUAUCAGUUAUAUCAACCAACGGAACCGGGAAUGGAACAUUGUGGAGUCUGAGAAGGCCCUUGUGGCUGAAAGUCACAACAUGAAAAACCAGCAGAUGGAUCCCUUUACUAGGCGACAGUGCAAACCUACCAUCGUUUCUAAUUCCAGAGACCCAGCUGUUCAAGCUGCCAUCUUGGCCCAGCUGAAUGCAAAAUAUGGUUCUGGAGUAUUACCAGAUGCGCCAAAGGAAAUGAGCAAGGGUCAGGGAAAGGACAAAGAUUUGAAUUCUAAGUCAGCCAGUGACCUCUCAGAAGACUUGUUCAAAGUACAUGAUUUUGAUGUGAAGAUUGAUUUACAAGUUCCCAGCUCAGAGUCAAAGGCUUUGGCCAUCACCUCCAAGGCUCCACCAGCCAAGGAUGGGGCUCCAAGGAGAUCUCUGAACUUGGAAGACUACAAAAAACGGCGGGGGCUUAUUUGAGAACACCCAGCCUGCUGCUUCUGACCCUGCAUGCCCCAUCACAGUGCCCACCUUUCCUCUUUUCCUUUGAUUUGCCCUCUUCGGGCUGGAGCAGCAGUAGAACUGGGAAGAGACUCACAACUGCCAGUCAUCUGUAAUAUAAACCAUUUACUGUAUAGACCUCCCUUGUCUGCACAUCCACCAACCCCAGGCAGGGUCUGCCCAGAGUGGACCUAGGCUCUUGGGUUUUAUCCAUGUCUUUAGAUUUGUGUUUGCCUUUUUUUCCCCCCAAACCAGCACAGUUCAUUGGCCACUCUGCACGCAUUCAGUAUUACCAUGGAGCUGGGAUUCUUGCUGGAGCCCCUGGUGGCAAUAGCAGCAGCACUGGGCAAACUCCUCUAUGGACUGCCUUGCACCCAACCAUUGAACAUUUGACACCUGACCUUUGUGGAGGGAGUGGGGACUGGGCACCUGCAGUCCUCCUCCCUCUCUCCUCAUUUUUCUCUUCUUCCCAUCUCUGUGGAAGAGAGGUUUUCAAAACCAAUUUAGUUUCCCAAAAGUGUACAUUUAUGGGGAGGGAGGGGGGGUCUAUUGAGAGAGAGCGUGCGCGUGUGUGUGUUGUGUGUGUGUGUCUAUGUGUGGAUUUUUUUAUCAUUUUUUUAAAAUGCAGUACUCUUUGUAUCUAACAGUCUGUCAUGGGUCUAGCUGUUUCAGAUUUUUUUCAGCUGUACUUGAGCAUCUGAAACUGCAAGAAAGAAACUCAUUAAAUGUGAUUCUUCUUACUAAACAGGCCUGACUGCUGUAGCUGUGUAACUUCCCCUUCCCAACACCUCCCCAACACCUCACCUUGGAGAAAACUCCCCAGUUUGGCCUUUGCCCCGGUAGGCAAGGGAGGAAAGCCCACGGCCAGGUACCAGGGAAGGCAGUGCAGGUGUCUCGCUGUCCCAUGGGGACCAGGGCCCUAAGCUUCCAGCUGAACGCAGAGUGUACCUUUUCCCUAUCCUAUAUACUUGUUUUUUCCUAGUGAUUCUGUUUUGUUGCUUCAGCAAGAAUACUGUUUUGUUCUUAAGAGAAAGUAUUCAACGUGAAUGUGGAGAGAACGAACACAAAAGAUAGGUUGCAGAUGUUAUAAGCAUGUGCAGUUUUGUGUGUGUGUGUAUGUGUGUGUGUGUGUAUAUAUAUGGUAAGCAUAUAUAUUGUCGUGCAGCUAGGGUGAAACCAGCAAAGAAGUGCGUAUGUCUUUAUGAAAUGUUUAAAAAGAGAUAAGCGGACUGCUUGAUAAUCAUUCUCAGGUGUAAAGCUCCAAGUGUAAAUAAAAGUGGCAUUUAACAAAUCUUUUCAGAACAAAGUACAGCUGACUAUAUAUAUCAAGAACUGAGGUAAAGAAACAGCUGAGAGCUGCUAAUUCCCAAAAGAGGGAGAGAAAUCUGAAUACUUUGCUUUGUACUUCACCCUACUUUUCUGUAAGGAAGGGGGAAGAUGGGAAUCAUGGAGUUAAGUUGUAUUUAAACAUAAAAAUGAAGGUGGUAACUCUUCUGGGUUUAGUAGAACCUCAGUGUUGCUUUAACUUAGUUUACACUUUUUUAUUUAAAAAUAAAGCAGCAAUGGAUGGUUUUUUAAAAGUAUUGUGAUUGUAAAAUUGAUAAAUAUGACUGUAACACAGCUAUGCAGUAGCUGUGACACAGUUCAGUUGGGCAAAGGAGUGGUGAUGGACUUGUUAAAUCAUACAUACUUGAAUAGUCCAUUAACCAAACUCUUUAUAGAUUAUUAUGUAAAUGUGGAAUCACAGAUUGUUAAACAUUGUCUGGACUCUGGCAGAGUCCCGGAGGCUGCUGGGACCUCUCCUAUCAUGACGAACUUGGACUUUUUUUCUUUAUUGUUUUAAAAGACAUGAAAUUAUAGAAUCCAUAUAAUUUGCUGGAAUCAUUCUGGUCCACCAUGUAGAUCUGUAUUUAGUAUCAUUUGGAUUUGGAGAAGUGUCGAUUACAUUAUGGCUGUGUAAUAAAAUUUUUAUUAA
Messenger RNA from Condylura cristata (star-nosed mole), 4087 nucleotides. It is a transcript of the gene RTF1, whose product is annotated as Rtf1, Paf1/RNA polymerase II complex component, homolog (S. cerevisiae). Gene Ontology annotation, molecular function: DNA binding; RNA polymerase II C-terminal domain phosphoserine binding. Gene Ontology annotation, cellular component: Cdc73/Paf1 complex. Bases 79 to 2091 code for a protein of 670 amino acids. NCBI's taxonomy places the organism in Eukaryota, Metazoa, Chordata, Mammalia, Eulipotyphla, Talpidae. The transcript is spliced from 18 exons. The record is from RefSeq and is a predicted model, not a curated record.